CUUCCACCUGUCGGGGGAGGAGGAUAAGGGAAAGAUACUGUUACGAAGAACAGGAAAUGGCUUUUGGAAUCCCAGUGUCUAUCUAUCUCUUAUUCAAUGCAGUAACAGUACUGACAGAAGCAGCAACCAUCUCUGUGACACCCCCAAUCACAGCCCAGCACAGUAACUGGACAGUUAACAAAACAAAAGCUGACUACACUGAAGGACAUAUAGCCUUGAAGUUCUCACAUCCUUGCUUAGAAGAUCACAAUAAUUACUGCAUCAAUGGUGUUUGUGCAUUCCAUCAUGAGCUGGAGAAAGCCAUAUGCAGGUGUUUUACUGGUUAUACUGGAGAAAGAUGUGAGCACUUGACUUUAACUUCAUAUGCUGUGGACUCUUAUGAAAAAUACAUUGCAAUUGGAAUUGGCGUUGGAUUAUUAUUAAGUGGUUUUCUUGCUAUUUUUUACUGCUAUAUAAGAAAGAGGUGUCUAAAGUUGAAGUCACCUUACAACAUUUGUUCUGGAGGAAGACCAUUGUGAGACUUUUGUAAGAAAUCUUCAUACAGCCUUUGUAACAAUCAGUGUGCCCCAAAUU
Molecule: messenger RNA, 573 nt
Organism: Condylura cristata (star-nosed mole)
Lineage: Eukaryota; Metazoa; Chordata; Mammalia; Eulipotyphla; Talpidae
Gene: EPGN
Product: epithelial mitogen
Exons: 5
Coding region: 57-518 (153 amino acids)
Biological process (GO): positive regulation of mitotic nuclear division; positive regulation of cell population proliferation; epidermal growth factor receptor signaling pathway
Source: RefSeq, a predicted model, not a curated record